Haplochromis burtoni (Burton's mouthbrooder) is the source of this 1487-nucleotide messenger RNA. RefSeq names its product lipopolysaccharide-induced tumor necrosis factor-alpha factor homolog. Bases 440 to 952 code for a protein of 170 amino acids. NCBI's taxonomy places the organism in Eukaryota, Metazoa, Chordata, Actinopteri, Cichliformes, Cichlidae. The transcript has 5 exons. Gene Ontology annotation, molecular function: zinc ion binding. The record is from RefSeq and is a predicted model, not a curated record.
AAGACGAAUUGUGGUGAACAAGGAACACUUUAUUCUCAGCAGCGGGACACACUCUCCCUGUCUUUUCAUAUUUGUGCUCAUAUAUCUUAUGGCUGUGCUUUUUAUGGGUCGUCUAAACAAUAACUGAGCGAACAGGGAAAUGCUCUUCAUUUCUUCUUCUUCUGACACACCCAGUUACAUAUGAGGGGAGGAGGGAGCGAACGGGAAACAGAGAGUGAAGACUAACAGAUCCACAGCUCAAAAGCCUUCCAAAGCUGACCGAGGAAAUACGCUUCUUCUCUGUUGGUUUACAAGAUUUUGUAGCAGUCGUGUCCAUCGGUACUCUGUAUGGACCUUCCUGUUGUGGUUUUACUGUGUUUCCCCUUCAGGCACUGACAGAGAGCUCCAGGAAAAAACUUUUUUUUUGGUGAGAUAAGAGUUUCAGUUUACAUUUCUGAAGAUGGAAAAAGGAUAUCCACCACAGGAAUCAGCUCCACCUUACCCCGGCCCACCCUUGGACUAUGGACAAGGAAUGCCUCAGCCAGGGACGUAUCCUCAACCAGGGACGUAUCCUCAACCAGGGACGUAUCCUCAACCAGGGACGUAUCCUCAACCAGGGACGUACCCUCAACCAGGGAUGUACCCUCAGCCAGCACCUUCUCCUCCAGGAUAUCAGCCAGGCGGUGUUUUUGCUCCUGCACCGGGUGCACCUGUCACAACAGUGACUAACAUUGUAGUAACACCGAGGCUACAGGAUGUUCCUGGACAAACUGUGUGUCCUCACUGCCACCAGGCAGUGAUCACCAGGACACAACACACCCCGGGCCUGCUGACGUGGGCUAUUUGUGGAGGCCUCUUCUUCUUUGGGUGCUUUCUUUGCUGUUGUAUCCCAUUCUGCGUUGAUUCCUGUCAAGAUGUGGAGCACCACUGUUCAUCCUGUGGCAGAGUCAUCUACGUUUAUAAGCGAAUGUGAAUCUUUUGAUGACUCUUACCCACUUGACUAUGACAGAAAUCAGUGGAAGAUUUGUAAAUCAAGAGAUUCAAGCCAAACAACAUACCAAUAAAUACUUUUAUCAGCUGCAUGUUGUAGUUAUGAGUUUUUCUCCUUUGCUCAGAUGUGAAUCUGGGCAGUUGCUCAUGCUGUAAUUCAGUAUUUAGACAUGAUAUUAUUUUGAGAUAAAUAAAUAUUGAGUUUAUACACCAGAUACAUUUGUAACAUUACAAAUACAAAAAUUAAAUCUGUAAAUACUAAUAGAUUAUAUUUUUUUCAUAAACUUCUUUGUAUGUUUUUGUCAUAUAAUUUUAUGCCACUGAUUACACGAUAUUUUAUAUGGAUCAUAUUUCAUGUGUAUCAUCUUUAUUGUUUGUUUUCUCUUAGUAUACCUAGUUUUGUAUUGCAAUACUUCUAAUGCGCUUUGAAUUACUUAGACACCCAAACUCUUAAACUUAUUUCCAAAUUAUUUCUGUGUAACCAGCAAAACUCGGACAAUAAAGGAAUAUCCUUGGAA